UAAUAUGUAAAUUAGCUGCAAUUUCACAAAUCGUUAAAAUUUCAAUCGAAAUAUUAAAAGAACUUCAAGAACAGGAUCAACUUCAAUAUGAUAAUACAAAUUUUAUUUUUAUUCGUAAUGCAGCACAAAUAAUCGAGACUAAAUAUUCAUCUAUCAAUAACACAUUGGAAAUUGAAGCAUCUAGUUGUCGUCUUGCAGGCAUUCUUUUUUGCAAUGUUUUACGUAAAAUGUUCUUUGCUCUGUACAAUGUUGAACCAGUAUUAGAAAGUGAAAAAACACCAAUAAUCGAAUCAAUGUCUCUUCAUUCAACAACAAAGCAAAUUCGUAAAAUUAUCUUAAAUAUGCCACAGUUGUUUUUUAAAAAACGAGAUUUAACAGGCCCAAUGGGUUUAUUGCGACAUCAUGCAACAGAUAUGGUUAACAUUGUAAUCGAUGAAUUAAUCGAAUAUCAAUUAAUAAGACAAGGACGUUCAAUAUCCAACGAAACAAAUGCUGAACAAAAUAUAAGUAAUGCUUCAUCAAAUCAUUCAAGAUUGACUACUGAAAAUGCAAAUACUAUCAAUAUAAGCAACCAAAUUCAAGAUAAGAUAAUCUUGGGUUCUAUAAGUAGAAUCUUUUCAAAUAACAAUAUACCUAACUCACAAAGCUUAAAUAAUUUUUCUUCAACAAAUAAUUAUGGUUUUCCAAUAUCACCAAUCACUAGUAUUUUAUCAGCGUGUCACGUAACGACAGCACCAAUAUAUCAACUUCCAUCGACUACAAAAAAUUAUCAACCAGCUAUAGCACAAAUAUUCAACGAAGCUAUUGCUUCUACAACCACAAAAACAACGAACUCUGUUUCUAAAAAUGUUAAUAUUUUAGACAACAAUCCCAUUUCUCAUAACUUAAACGGUAAAUCCUAUUCUGCACGUCAAAAACGUUUCUCGGAUUUGAAAAUAAUUUAA
Messenger RNA from Rotaria sp. Silwood1, 944 nucleotides. The record is from the annotation of a GenBank genome assembly. NCBI's taxonomy places the organism in Eukaryota, Metazoa, Rotifera, Eurotatoria, Philodinida, Philodinidae.